Messenger RNA from Erpetoichthys calabaricus (reedfish), 1981 nucleotides. It is a transcript of the gene cdc40, whose product is annotated as cell division cycle 40 homolog (S. cerevisiae). Gene Ontology annotation, cellular component: catalytic step 2 spliceosome. The coding region runs from base 75 to 1802 and encodes 575 amino acids. The record is from RefSeq and is a predicted model, not a curated record. Gene Ontology annotation, molecular function: mRNA binding; protein binding. Lineage: Eukaryota; Metazoa; Chordata; Cladistia; Polypteriformes; Polypteridae. The transcript has 15 exons. Gene Ontology annotation, biological process: mRNA splicing, via spliceosome.
UGUUUUAUUUUUUCUUUAUAUCUGCAUAGAUUUUUGCCUUCCACUGCUGCCCGGAUAUUUACAUCCAUUUCAAGAUGUCCGCCGCGAUUGCUGCGCUUGCCUCGUAUGGUAGUGAUUCGGAACCCGAUUCUGACAUCGAGGCCCGAACCGAUGCCGACCCAGACGCUACUGCUCAUCUUCGGCCGCCUGCCGCCGGGGGCAACAUGAAGUUGGUUCUUCUCAACUCCGCGCCAGAUGUGGCCGUGAAGGAAGAUGUGGAGACUGGACUGCACAUUGAUCCUUCAGUUAAAGAAGUGAUGUAUAAUCCCAACUAUGAAACAAUGUUUUCUCCUGAGUUUGGCCCAAUAAAUCCUUUUAAGACUCAGCAAAUGGCCGCUCAUAGAAACAUGUUGUCUGGUUAUGCGGAACCCGCGCAUGUUAGUGACUUUAUGUUUGAGCAGCAGAGGAGAACAUUUUCUACAUUUGGAUAUGCACUAGAUCCAUCUAUUGAUAACAGUCAACCAGUCUCAACAACCUAUAUUGGUGCCAUAGAAAAAGCAGAAAAGAACAAAGGUCUGACUGUUUUUGAAACAGCAACAAAAAAGACUGAAAAGAGAAAGAAACUAAAAGGUGGAGAUGCUUCUGACAUUGAUGGUUUUCUGGGACCUUGGGCAAAGUAUAUAGAUGAAAAGGAGGUAGCAAAGCCAUCGGAAGAAGAACAAAAAGAGCUUGAUGAAAUCAAUGCAAAGCGACAAAAAAGAGGUAAACAUGAAGAGGAUGCUCCUGCAGAUGAGAAAACAAUUCUCCAUGUCAAAGAGAUGUAUGACUACCAAGGGAGAUCCUAUCUGCACAUUCCUCAAGAUGUUGGAGUUAAUUUGCGUUCCUCCAAUGUACCAGACAAGUGCUACCUUCCCAAGAAACAGAUCCACAUUUGGUCUGGUCAUACAAAGGGUGUUAGUGCAAUCCGGCUUUUCCCAGUUUCAGGACAUUUAUUGCUAUCCUGCUCGAUGGACUGUAAGAUUAAGCUCUGGGAAGUUUAUAAUGAACGAAGGUGUUUACGAACAUUUGUUGGUCAUAGCAAGGCUGUUCGCGACAUCUGUUUUAAUAAUGCAGGCACACAGUUCCUCAGUGCUGCUUAUGACAGAUACUUAAAGCUAUGGGACACAGAAACAGGGCAAUGCAUCUCAAGGUUUACAAACAGAAAAGUACCAUACUGUGUUAAAUUUAAUCCUGAUGAGGACAAGCAAAACCUUUUUGUUGCUGGAAUGUCUGAUAAGAAAAUUGUGCAGUGGGAUAUUCGAUCUGGUGAAGUGGUGCAGGAAUACGAUAGACACCUGGGGGCUGUCAACACCAUUACAUUUGUGGACGAAAAUCGGCGCUUUGUUAGUACGUCAGAUGACAAGAGUCUUCGUGUCUGGGAAUGGGACAUUCCAGUUGAUUUCAAAUACAUUGCAGAGCCAAGUAUGCAUUCCAUGCCAGCAGUGACGCUGUCUCCAAAUGGUAAAUGGUUAGCUUGUCAAUCUAUGGACAAUCAGAUUCUCAUAUUUGGUGCACAGAACAGAUUUCGAUUAAACAAGAAGAAAAUCUUCAAAGGUCACAUGGUUGCUGGCUAUGCAUGUCAAGUCGAUUUUUCACCGGAUAUGAGUUAUGUAGUUUCAGGAGAUGCCGAUGGGAAACUUAACAUUUGGGACUGGAAAACAACAAAACUUUAUCACCGAAUUAAAGCCCAUGACAAAGUGUGCAUUAGCGCCCUCUGGCAUCCCCAUGAAACUUCAAAGGUGAUCACUUGUGGCUGGGACGGCCAGAUCAAGCUUUGGGACUAACGGAUUUACUGAACCCGUUUUAUGGACAGCAUGAGGAGCUGGGGUUGGAGUCAGAAAUGCUCUGCCUUUGUUGGUGAAUGUUCAGACUCGAUCUCAUUAUGACGUGCCAGAGAAAUGUAAGGAGAAAAACUAUGGUGGGCGACCGUUGUAUUUUUUUUAAUUAAAAUGCUGAAAAGGAA